AAGGACAACAUUCUAGUCGCUUAUAGAAAUUGUUUAUCUAAUUGUUAACAAUUUUUACCUAAUUUACUACAAUUUAAAGUCUAUUUAAAUUUAAUCUUUUACUUUAUAAGUGAUUGUUUAAUCCACCAGUGGUUUUAUACUUUAGAAAUAAUGAAAAUCUGGACCUCAGAGCAUGUUUUCAGUUAUCCAUGGGAAAAGGUUGUGACGGCCACUUGGCGUAAAUAUCCAAAUCCAUUGAAUCCAGCGGUGGUUGGAAUAGAUGUUAUCGAUAGGAAUGUUUCAAAUGGAAUUCUUAAAAGUCAAAGAUUAAUUAGUACCGAAUGGGGUAUGCCUCAAUGGGCCUGUAGUAUUUUAGGAGGAGAUAAAAUAUCUUAUGCUGUAGAACAUUCAGAAGUUGACCCUAAACAUAAAUCCAUGACCUUAGUUUCAAAAAAUAUUUCUUUUUCUAAUGAAGUUUCAAUAGAGGAAAAAUUAACAUAUCUGCCUCAUCCAAGUAAACCUGAUGCCACUCUCCUUAAACAAGAGGCUAUAAUUACCGUCCAUGGAAUCCCCUUGAGUAGUUACUUUGAAAAUUUCAUUUCGUCGACAAUCUCAUCUAAUGCUCAAAAGGGUCGUCAAGCAAUGGAAUUUGUUAUCAAGCGAAUGGGAGCCAAUACAUUAGAAGAGGAAUUACAUCGGCAGAUGAUAUGAUUAAUUAAUUAGUUAUUUAUGAAUUAAAUUUAUUAUAUAAUAAUCAACUUUAACCUUAGAGGAUUUCAAGUAAACCUAUUUCCCUUACCAUCUAAAUCAUAUCUAGAUGUAUAUAUACAUACCUUUUUGUGCCCAAGUGAUGAACUACAACAAGGAAACACAGCAAUCAGGCAGCAGCGUAAAAAACAAAUUACUCAACAGCAAAUAGGAUCACAAUUAAUUAACUAAAAAGAAUCUAAAGUUAACCAGAUUAGAACCAGUUUUCCUCCUAUGUGAAUAAUAAUCUUUCAUGUUACCAUCCAGUUUAAUAACUAUAAUUAACGGAAUCCAUACACUUUCCAGAUCCACCAUCAGAAAAAAAACCAGGAUGAUAAAAGAUGGAAGAAAGCGAAAGAGCAACAACCAAUUCCAUCAAUGUGAUGAAAAUUGUACUGUUGAUAAGAUGAUGAUGAGAAUUGAUGAUAUUAUUUUCUAUCCCUUGUAACCAUCUUCUCUCUCUCUCUCUUUUUUAAUCAUCUCACUAGAUGAUGAUAAAACUGUGUUUACAGUUGGAAAAAUGUUUGAAUAUUAUCCAAGUUAAAUAGAUCAUUAAGAGCGAUUGAUUUGCCAGUGAAAGGCAGUUAAACAUGUUAAAUUAACAGUAUGGAUCAUUCAUCUUUACUAACUAACUAUCAAAAGAUGAAGAAAAUGGUUACAAGAUAGAACAUAUUAUCAUCUUAAUCAUCUUUAUCUUCAUCAUCACUAUCCACAGAUCCACUAAUGUCACGUGAUUUUCUAAUUCAUGGAACAUAAUUAAUCAAAAUGAGUCUCAGACAACAAAAAAAUUAACAACAAUUCAGUUGAUUUAGUUAGUAUAACCAUCACAAUCGCUCCCAUUAUAAUACAUCAAAACUACUGUUACAUAAUUUUGAAAAGUGUUCAGAUUUACUGUUGAAAUUUUGUUAAUCUAAUUGUUUCCAUUGUCACUGAUUGAUUUAAUCAUCAGCACAAGAUCAUCAAUUCAAUUAAUUGGAAUGAGGAUUUUUUUUUGUAAAUAAUAUUAAAGUGAAAUAAAUUGCUAAUUGUAUCGAA
Messenger RNA from Panonychus citri (citrus red mite), 1761 nucleotides. RefSeq names its product PRELI domain containing protein 3B-like (gene slmo). The transcript has 4 exons. Gene Ontology annotation, cellular component: mitochondrial intermembrane space. Bases 151 to 690 code for a protein of 179 amino acids. Gene Ontology annotation, molecular function: phosphatidic acid transfer activity. The record is from RefSeq and is a predicted model, not a curated record. Gene Ontology annotation, biological process: phospholipid transport. Lineage: Eukaryota; Metazoa; Arthropoda; Arachnida; Trombidiformes; Tetranychidae.